Messenger RNA from Leptidea sinapis, 1357 nucleotides. It is a transcript of the gene MED4, whose product is annotated as mediator of RNA polymerase II transcription subunit 4. The transcript is spliced from 5 exons. The record is from RefSeq and is a predicted model, not a curated record. Lineage: Eukaryota; Metazoa; Arthropoda; Insecta; Lepidoptera; Pieridae. Gene Ontology annotation, biological process: regulation of transcription by RNA polymerase II. Gene Ontology annotation, cellular component: core mediator complex; mediator complex. Gene Ontology annotation, molecular function: transcription coregulator activity. The coding region runs from base 117 to 872 and encodes 251 amino acids.
UACAACAAAACAACAAAUCAAGUUUAUGUACAAAAUUUAAAUUAAAUUUUUCUAAAUAGUUAAUUAAUCUGGCUUAAGUUCAAGAUUAACAUCAAAUUUAAUAACAAAUCUAUACUAUGGCAUCGCAUUUAAGCACAAGGGAUCGUUUAUUAGCCCUAAUCGAUGAUAUAGAAUUAAUCGCAAAGGAAAUGAUUGAAGUGGCUAUAGCUCCAAAGGCACAAAAAUUAUCAGCUCCGGAUCAUGCACAGUUGACUGAACUGUUACUUUCUAAAGAUGCUGACUUGAAGAAAACGUUGGAACUGGCUGACGAGCAAGCAAAAAUACAGCAGAAAAUGAAUGAACUUAAGGCUGAAGUAGAUAAUAAAGAUCAAGAUAUUCAUCAUCUCCAAAGACAGUUGAAAGAUGCUGAGCAAAUCCUGGCCACAUCUCUAUACCAAGCAAGACAAAAAUUAGCCUCAAUAGUUAAAUCAAGGAAACGACCUGUGCCAUCUGAAGAACUCAUUAAAUUUGCACAUAGGAUAAGUGCAUCGAAUGCUGUCAGUGCACCACUAUCUUGGCAGCCCGGUGAUCCUCGGAGACCGUACCCCACUGAUCUUGAGAUGAGACUGGGGAUGCUAGGUCGCCUCAGUGAUCUACCACUGAACGGGCACACACCAUCUACUCUUAAUGAACUACACAGAAUUACUACGGGAGGAGUCCCAGCAUCCGCAACCAACCAGUUCACAUGGCAUCCCUCUGGAGAGCUACACAUGUCCAUGGGAGGUGGCAAUUCUGUACAAAUAGAUGGACGCAGUAAGGAUGCGCCAGCGCAAGAGGAUGUUGAAGUCAUGUCCACAGACUCCAGCUCUAGUUCAAGUAGUGAUUCACAAUAAUCACCCUUCCUGACAAAUUGUGUAUAUAUUGCAACAAGUCCAUGAAAAUCCUUAGGCCCUUAGGUCUUAUAAAGGACAAAGAUCACAAAAGAUGGACUUUCAAACUACAGGAUGCUCAUUCUCAUUGAUGGGGUUGAUUUUUAAAACAUUUUGUCAGAUAAGCAGAAGGUCAGGUUUGCUUUCACGAAGUACUUUCACAAAGAAAAUAAUAUUUCUAUUGAGAAUUAUACUGUGUUUAUCAAAACCUGUUGAUUAUUGUUUGUCGUCAGCUUUCCUGAUUUCUUGGAAAAUUUUGUCUAGAUCUCAGAAGACUAUUUUCAUCUGCUGGAAUCCUACUGAGACAAUGAGUAGAACUGAAGAAUUACAGUGUUAUAUAAUCGUCCUGGUGUGUAUCUGUCACCCAAAUUCGGUCUUCAGUCGCCUUGUGAUCAGCGCGUUUAAUACAACGUGGAAAUAUAAGAAUUAUAUUAAAUAAUAAAACAAAA